UCAAAGAUAAGGUACUCGUCUGUCGUGCCAUCUAUUUAAGGACCCAUCAUGACCAUUUCCACAACGAUUUUAUGCUCAUCACUUAGUGAUAAUCUAAGCUGAAGUGCCACCACUCUUGACGUACAAGCCGUCGCAAUGCGUGCCUCAAACAUUCUGACCAUCAUCUUCCCCCUCAUGGCCCACGCCGCCCUCAACGGCCGUUGCACCGGCUCCGCGGCCGACGGCGUCUGGGGAGAGAGCGGCAUCUGCAUCCGAACGUCGACGUGUCGGUCCUACGGCGGCAUCUCUAAGCAGGGUGCCUGUCCCUACGACGCGGACGACGUCCGGUGCUGCGUCAUCGGGCGCGGCGGCAACGCGGCCAACGACCCCUGCGGCCCGGUCUCGUGGUGCGAUUGGACGUCCGCCGGUAAUGCCUGCCAGUCUGUUGGCGGCAUCUUUGACCCUGGCCAUUGUCCUGGCGGCUCCAACUUCCAGUGCUGCCGGAACUACCCGGGCAAGAAGGAGUAGGUGUCCUGUCUGCGGGUGAGUGUACCUUAGGCAGGGUGCCUUGGACAUGAGCGUGUGGAUACAUAUUGUGUGGGUAUGUGUCGUAGCAGAGCUACGUCUUGAAGGGGGCAAAGGGCAUGAUCGACCAGUGGUGCCAUCACGCACACCUUUCUCUUGAGUUUUCGCUUGAGCGUGGGAGUAGCUGAGCCCGGCAGUACACAAUCCCUAUGGCCCGAGCCAAAAUUGUACCUUACCAAGUGAUAACUUGCUACAG
Messenger RNA from Parathielavia appendiculata, 760 nucleotides. RefSeq lists its product as uncharacterized. Lineage: Eukaryota; Fungi; Ascomycota; Sordariomycetes; Sordariales; Chaetomiaceae. Bases 136 to 507 code for a protein of 123 amino acids. The record is from RefSeq and is a predicted model, not a curated record. The transcript has 2 exons.